AUUUUUUUGAGUCUUAAAACGCGAUUUUGACCUCUUGUGAAAUAAUUAUUUCCGUAAAAAAAAGAUUAUAAAAUCCUAUGAAUCAAAUGCGAUUUUCAUUGAAUUCUGGGGAAUCUCGGGGAAAUGGCAACAAACGAACCAAACAUGAUUCAGACGAUGACGACAUCACCGAGAUAGUUAGAAUAGAUGACAGCGAUUCAGAUUCGGAAAACGAAAAUAUUUCGCGAAAAAUAAAGCAAAAGCAAGUUGAUAGCAUUGUCAUUCCAGAUGACGCGACUCCAUCGACAUCACGUCAAGCGAUGCAGUCCGGGAGCGUCUCAUCAAAAAGCGAAGCUGCCUCAAGUAGCACUGACAAAAUGCUGUCAUUAGUAACUGAAUUUAUUAUCGAAGAUUUGCACACAACGUCAAUCGUAAAAGAUUCGGGAUUCAAAAAGUUAAUUUCAACAUUAAAACCGGACGCUGUACUGCCAUCACAAGACGAUAUACUAAACCAUAUUCUGCUGCUUUAUGGAAUCGAAAGAUCAAAUUUGCUUGUUCAGUUGCAUUCAAUCGAAAACAUAUCAAUUGCAAUCGAACGUUGGACAUCAUUCACAGAGAAUACAUAUGCCACCGUCAAGGCGAAUUUCAUAAAUGAUGACUUUGAACCACAAUCCUACGUUUUGGCAACAGUACAAUUGGGAAAUACAAAUUCAUUCGGAUUAUUGAACGACAAAGUUAUCGAAGUGCUGAAGCAUUGGGAAAUUGAAAAGAAAGUGGUGUCAACGGUUUACGAUUGGUAUCGACCGCCAGUCGAUUUCUUGUCACCGUGUCAAUAUCAAGAAUUAGGUAAAAAAAUGUGUUGCUUCGCAUUAAAAUUACAAACAGCCAUCGAUAAUAGCCUCAACAGCAUUCCCGAAAUUAAAGCAAUCAUUGAGAAGUGUAACCAAUUGGUUUCUUACUUUCUGCACAACAAUGUAGCCGAGAUUUAUUUGAAUAAAUAUCAAAACUACUUGGAUCUGUCAUGUGAUCAGUUAGUUCAAGCGUGGUCGGACGAGAUAAAUUCGACUUAUUUAAUGUUGGAUCGACUGUUAAGUCAAAAAUUAGCAAUCGAUUCGGUGCUACGAGACACUGAUGCCACUGACGCCACACAGGCUGCUGAGCUACAAUUGAAUGAAAAUGAAUGGUUGAUUAUUAAAGAAAUGGUUGCUACACUCAAACCAUUUCAAUUGGCUAAACUUGUAUUGUAUCGCGUAAAAGAGCACAUUGACUCAGUUUCCGUGGUUAAACCAAUGAUUUAUUCGUUUUGCACGAAUUUUUUGUCGCCCAAUAAUGAAAUAAAUCCCGUACCACUUUUAAAGCAACGAAUCAAAGAAGAUCUUUUAACGAAAUUUCAAUUGUACGUUGGAGAAAAUGAAAUGACCGCACCAGACUACUUUGAUAUUGCAACGUACUUGGAUCCAAGAUAUAAAAAACAAGAAUAUAUGAGCGAUGAAAAUCGAGAAACCGUCAAACAAUACAUACAUGAUGUGUAUUUUGCAAAAAAUGAAACUACAAGCAGCGGAAAACCAUCGAAAUGGGCCAUUUCAUCGAAAGCACUGAGCAUUUUAUUUCCAUCUGCACCAAAUGAAAGCGAAAGUGAGUGCUUGCGAUAUCACAACGAACCGGAAAUUGACAAAAAUUUAUCGCCGCAUAAAUGGUGGAAAUUACAUGAAAGCAAAUAUCCAAUUUUAACUACAGUGGCUAAACGCUAUCUAUGCACGCAUUCUACAUCAAAAUCUAUUUUUACAUCACGCAAUGCAUCGCUUAGACGCAAGAAUCUUUCACCACAAAUCGUUGAUAAACUUAUCUUUCUUAAUCAUAAAUUAAAAUUUGAUAUUAUUUAAAUUUAAAACACGGUUGAUACUGAUGAACAACUUUUGAUUGAAAUCUA
Molecule: messenger RNA, 1909 nt
Organism: Contarinia nasturtii (swede midge)
Lineage: Eukaryota; Metazoa; Arthropoda; Insecta; Diptera; Cecidomyiidae
Product: zinc finger BED domain-containing protein 1-like
Exons: 2
Coding region: 78-1862 (594 amino acids)
Molecular function (GO): protein dimerization activity
Source: RefSeq, a predicted model, not a curated record